This is a messenger RNA of Bombyx mandarina (wild silkworm), 671 nucleotides long. RefSeq lists its product as uncharacterized. The record is from RefSeq and is a predicted model, not a curated record. Lineage: Eukaryota; Metazoa; Arthropoda; Insecta; Lepidoptera; Bombycidae.
GCCGCCUUCGAGCGGACGUCUUUUCGUUCAAAAGAAAAUUUUAUGAAAAAUUACGUCUCAAAUGUUGUGUGAAAACUUGUUUUUUUUUUAAAUCAUGCAGUUUUAUUCAAAAUCGGUGGCAGGUGUAGAACACUAAAUUAAAGAUGAAAGCCUGGACUGCACACGAGCAGGACACAACGCUGUCAUGCUGUCGCGCUCUACACGUCAAGCACGCGGCCUAUGCCAGCGCUCUUUACACAUUAAAUAUCUCGAUAUUAGUGGUGCUGUUGUAUAGUUGGAGGAUCGGCGUCAACGCCAAGAGAUAUAAAGAAUUGGACGACGUUUAUUAUGGUGUACAGAUAGCGUAUUUCGCGAUAAUUGGAACGCAGAUGUUCAUGAUCGUCUUAAGCAUAUUCCUGUUUUACGGGAUUUAUAAAGAAAACGUCGCGUUUCUGGUGCCGUGGGUGGUGGGCUGCAUGACCUUCAUGGCACUCGAAGCCAUGGCGAUGGUCUACUCGAACAUACUAAGAGAUCAUGUUAACAAGCAAUUUGACUCGAUGUGCAAAGCCGAAAUAUCAUUUUUAAUACCGAGAAUAUUUCUAAAUUGCCUUUGCAUCUGGUGUGUCCUGCGGCUUUACCACUUGCUGCGAGCCGGCGUGACCUGGAAGGGUGCGGUGCCGAUAGAGCUGUGA